Durusdinium trenchii is the source of this 3628-nucleotide messenger RNA. The record is from the annotation of a GenBank genome assembly. NCBI's taxonomy places the organism in Eukaryota, Dinophyceae, Suessiales, Symbiodiniaceae.
UGACAACCCUGCCUCUCAGCACAUGCUUCGCCGCCGUCGAACGAUGGAGCAUGGAGAUCCAUCGCAACUGGCUCUUCCUGAUGUGGCCAAUCAGGGAGCUGAGGAAAAGGAAGAAAGGUUGAAAGAAGAAAAAAAGGAAGAGAUAAAGGAAGAAAUGAAGAAGGGCUUGACAACGCCCCCAAGGUCAACUACAGGACCACCAGAGUCUGCCACGGGUCCCACCACGGAGUUGGAGGUCUUCCGCAGUGGUGGGUCAAAAGAAAGCAUGAAGGAAUCGGCCGAACCACCAAAUAAGGGCCGACCAGUGACGCUUGCACCGCUUGCACCUCCACAGCUGGAGAUGAUGCAGCCUCUGUUCACGAAAGAGCAAAUGAAGGAAGCCAGGGCCGCAGCUCGGCAAGCUCCUCAGGUGUUCGGAAAAGCACCCCCUCCGUCUUCCUCGGAAGAGCAGUUGGAGCUUCUUCAACGACCAGCUUUCCUUCGAGAAGAAGAAGAAGAAGAAAGGCUUGAAGGAAGAAAAGGAAGAAGAAAGGAAGCACCAGGAAGCUACGAGGAGGAGGAAGGUGAGGAGCUUAGGCGGUGCGAUGAAGAAGCUUCCGAAGAUCCUCGAUGUCGCCAUCGAAGUCGCCUUCAAGAGGAAAAGGAAGAAGAAAUCAUGUGGCGUUGGCAAAUGUCACAAGAUAUGAAGAAGUUGACCAGCCUGUACCAGGAGCAACAACGUGAAAAUGAUCGCCUUCAACAGGAGCUUUAUGAAUGGAGGUUGGAGAAUGCCGAAGAAGAAGGUACAUCCUUGGGUUCCUUAUUGGGAAAUCAUCCUCUGGCACAUGGACGCUCUUAUAUGUGGCUUACCGGUGACGUGGCCGAGUUUUUGCAGGCGCACACACACUUUGACACUUUCUUUCAUCACUGCCAGUAUGGAUCGGCUAGGCGUAAGCUCACUCGCUUAGUCCUCAACAUCCCUACUUUCCUAGCCCUUGACAAACUUUGUGACAAUUCGCAUGAGCACGAGCCUUGGGGCUAUCAGGAUCAUCAGUGGGCCACGGCUCUGGAGACAGCCUAUCCUUGGCCCUUGUGCCGUGCGCUGGCCCAGUCGCUUGCCUUGUGUAUGCAAGACUUGGGAGCUAUAUGUAAGACCCCAUCUUAUGCCUUGCAGGAAGCAUCUUUGCAAUCACUUCGAGCCGCCACCGACAUUCAACCUAGAAAGCAUUUACCGCCUACGGUUUCCGAGUUUGCUUGUGUCAUAGAGCAUCCCCUUGAUACCCCCAUGCCUUCCUUGGCUUGCAAACUGUCCACUCCUGUGUUGUGGUCCUCCGUGAGUGGGUCAAAUACAGAGAGUCAAAAAGUGAAAAUUGGAAUUCACUGGUCUCCUCAAGAGUUCAUAGAGAAGGCUUUGGAAGUAGGGCACCCCAUACUGGUAGAAGACAUCUUCCCUGUCGACGUGAGGAGAGCAAGUUGGUGUUGUGUAGGUAGAGACGAAGCCUAGACCGCGGUACACAGGACAGAAGUCAUCAAGAAGUGGAUCAGUUUGAUUGGAGAGCUUGAACACAAAGAGGUUGAGCUAAAGAGUAGCCUGCCCACAAGGAUUGCGGAAGUUUUAAAGGCAAAACGCUUGGUUCUGUUUAAGACCCUUCUCGAAGAAGCAAAUCACCCAGACGACCUAGUCACAGAUUUGUGCAAAGGUUUUGACUUGACAGGCAGACUGCCUGAAUCGGGAGUGUUUAAACAGAAGUUUAGGCCGGCCUCGAUUUCCAAAAGCAGUCUGAGGGAAUUUGCAAAAGUAGCCAGAUCCUUUUUCUUGAUUAGCUGCAAGAGUGCAGGGGACGAUGAAAUGGACAAGGCGCUCUACGAUGCCACUGUCAAAGAGGUGCGUAAAGGGUUCAUUGAAGGCCCUGUGAGUUUUUGUGAUGUGCUUGAAGCAACUUCCCUGACCAAAAGGUUCCCUGUGCGGCAGAAAAAUAAGAUCAGGCCUAUCGAUGAAUAUCGAGCCUCGAUGGUAAACAGUGCAAUGACCCAGCCGGAAGCUGUGUCCAUCUACACAAUUGACCACAUUUCCGCCAUGGUUAGCUAUUGGUUGAAAGCUCUUCAUGGCCAAGACCAAUCCGUGCAGCUGGUUUCCAAGUGCUGGGAUUUGGCUGACGCGUACAAACAGGUUCCGAUAUCUGAAGAGUCGUUUGAGUAUGGAGCCUUUCUAGUGGUUUACAACCCAGCCACCUAGAGGCCGGAAAUCUAUAAACAGAGGGUUCUGCCCUUUGGUGCAAUAGCUUCGGCGACGUCUUUUUUGAGGUGCGCUUUGGGUUUGUGGACCAUUGGCACAAGGUUGCUAGACCUGGUUUGGUCAGCAUACUUCGACGACUUCCUUUGCGUCACCAGCGACGCUCUCAGCAAACACACAGAUUUGUGCGUGAGUGUCCUCUCCCAAGCCCUUGGGUGGGAAAUCUCCGAUCACAAGUUAAUCCCCUUUAGCACUUGUUGCGGGGUUUUGGGUGUAGAGCUUGACUUUGGAGACACCAAGUUAUGGCAGGGGCUUUUUCAGAACACGGAAGAUCGCAGAAAGGAAUUUUUGGAUGAGCUUGAUGCCGUGAUUGCGACCAAACUUCUGAAGAAGCACCCUGCAGAGAGACUUCGUGGAAGACUUCAGUUUGCAUCGUGCCAGAUGUUUGGCCGUCGCAUGAAUAGGUGUCUCAGAGCCCUCACCAGUGACAUAAUGUCGGGCAGAAGUUCUCUCUCUGAAUCCACAAAGGAGAAGUUGGAAGAGAUGAGAUCCUUGAUCGAAGAAAACCACCCCAGGGCUUUGGCUGAGCAUGUGCACAUGUAUAUAGAUUCCUCUUUCGAUCGAACCGGUUACUAAGGCAUCGGAGGCGUGCUUUUGUCUGGAGAAGGUGAGCUCUUAAGAUGUUUCAGCGAGGAAGUCCCUCCUGAAGUCAUUGACCUUUUCUCAAACAACGAAGACUCGGUCGUCAUUCAUGAAAUCAUUGACCUUUUCUCACACAACGAAGACUCGGUCGUCAUUCAUGAGCUUGAAACUCUGGCAAUCUUCGUGGGACUUGAAGUGUGGAGGGAACUUCUCACGAGUCGCAGAGUGGUCGUUUUCACCGACAGUGAGGCGACGCGUGGCAGUCUCUUGAAGAGCUGGAGCCGCAAUGACGGUGCAGAUCUCGUGCUGGAAGACAUCUUUGAGUUCGAGGAAGCUCAAAGCAUUGCACUCUGGUUCGAACGGGUCCCAAGUCAAAGCAACCCUGCGGAUGAGUUGUCUCGAAGCAGAAUGGCUGUGUGGCAUGGAAGAAAGUGUGACACAUUUGACCUAGCACGUUGGCAUUCCAAGUUCGUCCACAAGUUGGGGUGAAAGCGCGACGAAUUUCGUGUCCGAUCCCAGAGAGAAAAAGAGUUGCGCGUGUGAGUCUUGCUGUGAACAAACGUGUUUUCUUGUGAAACGUUCUCAUGCAUGGCAAUCACAGAGAAAAAUAAGUAAACUCUCAUGAAACGAAGUGGCGUGACAGUGCUUUAUUUUUCCUAAAGUGUUUGCUAAACGGAGGAUUGCCGAAGUGUUGCAUGAGUUUCGUUUUCAUUUGAUCUCAGACUCACACUUCACGUGAAGUCGGGCUCAAGUAAGCCCUUACCACAAGGACGG